Messenger RNA from Acomys russatus (golden spiny mouse), 2147 nucleotides. It is a transcript of the gene Slc23a3, whose product is annotated as solute carrier family 23 member 3. Gene Ontology annotation, biological process: transmembrane transport. The record is from RefSeq and is a predicted model, not a curated record. Gene Ontology annotation, molecular function: transmembrane transporter activity. NCBI's taxonomy places the organism in Eukaryota, Metazoa, Chordata, Mammalia, Rodentia, Muridae. Gene Ontology annotation, cellular component: membrane. The coding region runs from base 92 to 2134 and encodes 680 amino acids. The transcript is spliced from 12 exons.
CUUGAUUUCCAGAGCUUGGUCUAGAAGCAGGGUAUAUGGAUGAAAAUUCUUGAGGGAGGGGUCCAGAACUCAGCUGCUAGGUUAAUAGCUGAUGGAAUUUGCACAAGAGCUGGGCAAAGGUGAAAGAACCAUGCCCUGCUCCGGAACCCUUAUCCCUUCUCUCCGCUUCGUUGACACCCCCACCCCCUCCCCACUGUGGCCAACUCACUCCACCCAAACUCUGACCUCUUACACUACUCAACUAGCCCUGGGGAGCCAAGACACAAGUCGGGACAGCAUGAGCCGAUCACCUCACCAUCCCAUUCCACUCCUGUCUGUGGGCUCCCAGGAUGCCCCUGCUCCCCUGCCACCUCUGUUGCCCCCUCUCCAGAAUCCCUCCUCCCACUCUUGGGCUUCUCGGUGUGGGCCUUCCACCUGGGGUCUCAGCUGCCUUCUGGCUCUACAGCAUUUCCUGGUCCUGGCAUCCCUGCUCUGCGCCUCCCACGUGCAGCUGCUUCGCAGUCUUCCCCCAGGAGGGCUCUCAUACUCGCCCGCUCAGCUCCUGGCUUCCAGUUUCUUUUCGUGUGGUGUGUCUACGGCCCUGCAAACUUGGAUGGGCAGCAGGCUGCCUCUCAUCCAGGCUCCAUCCUUAGAGUUUCUUAUCCCCGCUCUGGUGCUAACAAGCCAGAAGUUACCUUUGGCCACCAAGACACCUGGUAAUGGUGAGUACAGAGUAAAGGCAGCCUCCCUCUCACUGCGCCUAUGUACUGUGACAAGCUGCCAUGGCCUGGAGCUCUGGAACACUUCUCUCCGAGAGGUAUCUGGGGCAGUGGUGGUGUCUGGGCUGCUACAGGGCACCAUAGGACUUCUAGGGGUGCCUGGCCGUCUAUUUCCCUACUGUGGGCCACUGGUGCUGGCCCCCAGCCUGGUUGUGGCAGGGCUCUCUGUCCACAAGGAGGUGGCCCAGUUCUGUUCUGCACACUGGGGCCUGGCCUUGCUGCUCAUCCUGCUUAUGGUGGUCUGUUCUCAGCACCUGGGUUCCUGCCAGGUACCCCUUUGCUCCUGGAAGCCCAGUUCAGCUUCUCCAACCCGUGUGCAUAUUCCUGCCUUCCGACUCCUUUCGGUGCUCACGCCCAUGGCCUGUGUGUGGAUCAUCUCCACCUUUCUGGGUCAGAGUCUUAUCCCACUGCAGCUGUCUGACCCCACGGAGGCACCAUGGUUUUGGCUGCCUCACCCAGGUGAGUGGGAUUGGCCCUUGCUGACACCCAGGGCCCUGGCUGCAGGCAUCUCCAUGGCUUUGGCAGCCUCCACCAGCUCCCUGGGUUGCUAUGCCCUGUGUGGCCAGCUGCUACAUUUGUCUCCUCCACCACCACAUGCCUGCAGUCGAGGGCUGAGCCUGGAGGGGCUGGGCAGUGUGCUGGCAGGGCUACUAGGGAGCCCCCUGGGCAUUGCAUCCAGCUUCCCUAAUGUGGGCACAGUGAGUCUUUUCCAGACCAGUUCACGGCGAGUAGCCUACCUAGCAGGGCUGUUCUGCAUGGGGCUUGGCCUCUCCCCAAGGCUGGCUCAGCUGUUUACCAGCAUCCCACUGCCUGUGCUUGGUGGGGUCCUGGGAGUGACCCAGGCUGUAGUUCUGUCUGCUGGAUUCUCCAGCUUUCACCUGGCUGACAUUGACUCUGGGCGAAAUGUCUUCAUCGUGGGCUUCUCCAUCUUCAUGGCCUUGCUUCUGCCAAGGUGGCUCCGGGAAGCCCCAAUCCUGCUCAACACAGGCUGGAGCCCCUUGGAUAUGUUCCUGCGUUCUUUGCUGGCAGAACCCAUAUUCCUAGCUGGUCUUUUGGGCUUUCUUCUAGAAAACACUAUAUCUGGAACACGGACUGAGCGAGGCCUAGGCCAGGGCCUGCCAACUUCUUUCACUGCCCAAGAAACUCAAAUGCUUCCGAAGUCCACGAAGAAGAAUACUCAAGAGUAUGGACUUCCUUCACCCGUAAAAACCCUGUGCUCCUGCAUCCCGCAGCCUCUCCACUGCCUCUGCCCAAUGCCUGAGGACUCUGGGGAUGAGGAAGGAGGGCCUUCAAAAAUAGGAGAGACAGCCGAUUUACUGCCUAAUUCUGGGGAGUCAUGCCGUUCACCUAGCAGAGAAGGGUUUAGGGCUCAGUAAUUACUAAGACCAA